Molecule: messenger RNA, 1301 nt
Organism: Pangasianodon hypophthalmus (striped catfish)
Lineage: Eukaryota; Metazoa; Chordata; Actinopteri; Siluriformes; Pangasiidae
Product: odorant receptor 131-2-like
Exons: 1
Coding region: 1-930 (309 amino acids)
Biological process (GO): G protein-coupled receptor signaling pathway
Cellular component (GO): membrane
Molecular function (GO): G protein-coupled receptor activity
Source: RefSeq, a predicted model, not a curated record
AUGAAUACAAGCCGAGAUGCAUUUGAAGAUGCAUUUAUAAAGAAUUUAAUAUCGGUUGGAUUAGGUGUCAUAAUAACCUACAUCAAUGGCAUUUUUGUGUAUGCCUUUUUCAAAACUCCAAUUUUCUACACUGACCCAAGAUAUAUUCUAUAUAUUCACCUUGUCAUCAAUGACAUAAUGAUGCUUUUCAUAUCAGUUACUCUGCAAGUUAUGUCUUACACCGUACCAUUUGUCAAUGUCACAGUCUGCUGUUUUCUGCUUCUGGUGGCCUCGACAACCUCAGACAACACUGCACUGAAUCUGGCUGCAAUGGCCUUGGAACGAUACAUUGCCAUCUGCAAACCGCUGCAUCACCCUCAGAUCUGCACAGUGAAAAGGACCUACAUCUGCAUUGGUUUGAUAUGGCUUCUUUCCUUUGUGUCUGUGGCAACAGAUAUCAUCAUUACCUUACUGAACCAACCCAUCAGUUUUUUCUUGACAGCAACUAUGUGCUAUAGCAAGAACCUUUUUGGCUCCAACGAGCACCUCAUCAAAACAAUCUUUAUACAGGCAUUGUAUUUGUCAAGUGUGUGGAUGACACUCAUCUUUACUUACUUUAAUGUUCUUCAGGCAGCUAAUGCUGCAACUACUGAUCAGGUUAUGGCCAGAAAAGCUCGGAACACUAUUCUUCUCCAUGGCAUACAGCUCCUUCUCUGCAUGCUUGCUUAUGUCACACCACUUAUAAACUAUUAUUUUUUGGCACUGUUCCCUAAAUAUAGAAGUACAUUUAUGUUUAUCACCUAUCUAUUGUCUAAUAUAUUUCCAAGACUACUCAGUCCUCUUAUUUAUGGAGUCCGAGAUCAAAAAAUGUUUAAAUAUGUUAGCACAUAUCUGGGAUUUGGUCAGUUUAGCACACAGGUUAGACCAGUGGGCAAGGAACCAAACUCUUAGCAAUAAGAUAACAGCAAGCCAUAUAAGAUACUAUUCUAUGAUGUAUCUAACUGCUGAGGUAAGGACUACAGUUUGCCCUAUUAAGGUUUCCUGUUGGCAUAAAUGAUAAUACCUUGAAAGUCUAGCUAAUACCAAUUACAUCAUAUUCAAUUUCUUUGCAUAUAUGGCACUAGAGCAAAGUCUAAUUUGGGGGGGGGGGGAACAUUUAUACAGAAGAUUUCACCUUCAGAAUAUGGUGCUUUGUUUCUGAACAGGUAUACAGCCAUCUUAAAAAUGGUUAAAGAAGGGUAAUAGUACACUGAGCUACACAAGCAUUAGGAAAGAUCAAAUAAGUAUAUAUGUACAUGCACAUAUAUGCAUAUUAUGCAACA